AUGGUCAGUGCGGACAAACUUCGUACCCAGCAAGAACUCGAACGUCUCCAAGCCAAAUUCAUUGGCACGGGCCAUGCCGAUACGACGAGCUGGGAGUGGCGAACGAACAUCCAACGCGACACAUACUCUUCUAUCGCCGGCCAUCGCCCGCUCCUGUCGUACAUUGCCCUGGCCGAGAAUGAACCGCUGACGAAAACGAGGGCGAAGAUGAUUCGGAAAAUGCUGCAACCCGCCGGUCCUCCGCCAGCGCGCGAAGAUUAA
This is a messenger RNA of Cordyceps militaris CM01, 261 nucleotides long. RefSeq names its product splicing factor, putative. The transcript has 3 exons. Gene Ontology annotation, biological process: mRNA splicing, via spliceosome. The record is from RefSeq and is a predicted model, not a curated record. Gene Ontology annotation, cellular component: precatalytic spliceosome; U2 snRNP. NCBI's taxonomy places the organism in Eukaryota, Fungi, Ascomycota, Sordariomycetes, Hypocreales, Cordycipitaceae. The coding region runs from base 1 to 261 and encodes 86 amino acids.